Messenger RNA from Coffea eugenioides, 1404 nucleotides. RefSeq names its product non-functional pseudokinase ZED1-like. Gene Ontology annotation, cellular component: plasma membrane. Bases 158 to 1192 code for a protein of 344 amino acids. The record is from RefSeq and is a predicted model, not a curated record. Gene Ontology annotation, molecular function: ATP binding; protein serine/threonine kinase activity. The transcript is spliced from 2 exons. Gene Ontology annotation, biological process: protein phosphorylation; cell surface receptor signaling pathway. NCBI's taxonomy places the organism in Eukaryota, Viridiplantae, Streptophyta, Magnoliopsida, Gentianales, Rubiaceae.
ACCGCCAAGGGCCAAGAUCUUGGUAUCAGCAUUCCGAACUCCUGCAUCGUUUUCUUCCACAGUAAAGAACUCAAUCACGAUUUCUCAGUUCCAGUAAGAAACUUUUUGUAUCACAGGUAGGAGAACAGUUGUGUAUUUGGUGAAUUGUGGAAAAAAAAUGCUGUCAUUCUUGAAAAGAAGAUGCAAGGAAAGGAAAGUUUCAUCAUGGUUUCUGGAAAAUGGAAGCAACCUGUUGGAAGGUCUUGCUGCAGCAUCUAAUUGUGCAUAUGAUACUCCUUUUCGUAACUUCACAGCCAAACAGAUCAUUGGGGCGACAAGUAAUUUCUCAGAGUGUGUGAUGUCUGACGGAACGGGCUUUUUAUUCCGGGGUUCAUUCCAGCAUCGCCUUAUUUUAGUCAAGAAAUUUCGCAAUCGUUUAUCUAGCAAAAGAUUGUCUUUAUUCAUUAACCGUGACAUUGUAAUUUCGCUGACAAUGUGCCACCACAAAAAUGUUAUGACGUUCAUGGGUUGUUGUUUGGAUUACGAAGCUCCAGUCCUUGUAUAUGAAUAUGCAGGAGGUAGGCUUCUGCAUGACAUUCUUUACAACGGCAGAGGACAAACGUCCAUGACAGCUACUGAAUCAUUGCCCUGGAAAAUUAGAUUAAAAGUUGCCACUGACGUCGCUGGUGCUAUUUUCUAUCUCCAUACUGCAUUUGCAACGCCUGUUAUCCACAAGGGUUUAAGUGCACAUAACAUUAUCAUCGAUCAGUCAGGUAUUGCUAAGUUGUUAGACUUCUCACUAUGCACAUGUCUUCCCCCUGGGGAAUCACAAAUACAAGAAGACAUCGUUGUUGGAGUGACAGGGUACUUAGACCCUGAGUACGUGACCACGGGCAUUGUUACAGAAAAGACUGAUGUCUACAUGUUGGGAGUUCUUCUGCUAGUACUUUUAACUGGUAAAAGAUACCACAACCCUUAUGAUGGAUGCCUUAAUUUAGUGGAUUCCAUGCAAGAUCACAUUGAAAAAAAUUGCCUGAAUGAGAUUCUCGACAACUUCAUUGUUGAAGAGAAAGGAGAAAACAUGGAAAAGCAACUGUUGGAUGUUGCAAAGGUGGCCUUGAGAUGCACCCAACCUAAAGGAGAAGAUAGACCAAACAUUGUUGAGGUGGCAAAAGAACUGAGGGACAUUGAGAGGUCAAGUCGAUUUGGUUAACAUUGAGAUGCAUCUACAAUGUUGCCUCUUCAUUGCCUUUCAGCAUUCAUUUCUACAAGUGAAAUCCUCAGUUCCAGGAAAUCUUUUUUGUACAACUGAUCAAGGAAAAAAGUAGACUGAGGAGGAUCAUUUGGACCAAAUCAUGAAUGCAAGAAUCUUGAGACAUUGUGGGCGGGCGUCGAGAAGUAGCUGAUAGACUCCUUGAAGCUUGC